UAUAUUGGAGGUGGUGACUUGUCUCCAUCUAAGGCGCCACUUCUAGACGGACGUACACGGUCGUCUUUGGUUCAUUCUGAGGGACUGCACUGACGAAGACCAGACAUCUAACCAUGAAACCCUUUUUGAAGGUGCUUGUGAUUCUGUUCUGCAUCGCCAAGGGAGAAGGCCACUGGCUGAGGUCACUGAUUGGCCUGAAGCAGAAAACUCUAUUGCCUCCAGACGAGGGCAGAAGAAGCAGACAUUUAGUUGUAGAGGAAGUCCAAACGGAAGCCUCUGGAGCGGAGACAUCUCCCGUCUACGUUGCCCCAAAUCCGGUCCGGACACGCCGCUCAACUCCCAGCUCCCAGUGCGGCCUGCGCUCCAUCCUGCUGCAGGUUCGAGACCUGGGGUUAGGCUACGACUCGGACGAGACGGUCCUAUUCAAGUACUGCAGCGGGACGUGUCCCCGCGCUCGCUCCAACCACGACCUGACACUCAGCAACCUGCUGCUCAGCGGACUGCUCCCGCACCCGACCCCCGGGGAGCCGUGGCACAGCGCCCCGUGCUGCCGGCCCACCCAUCACGAGGACAUGGCCUUCCUCGACAAUUCCCACCGCUGGCACAAAGUGGAGAAGCUGUGUGCCGCGGGCUGCAGCUGCGCGGAUUAAA
Molecule: messenger RNA, 651 nt
Organism: Fundulus heteroclitus (mummichog)
Lineage: Eukaryota; Metazoa; Chordata; Actinopteri; Cyprinodontiformes; Fundulidae
Product: persephin
Exons: 2
Coding region: 114-650 (178 amino acids)
Molecular function (GO): growth factor activity; receptor tyrosine kinase binding; glial cell-derived neurotrophic factor receptor binding
Source: RefSeq, a predicted model, not a curated record